Molecule: messenger RNA, 1809 nt
Organism: Podarcis muralis (Common wall lizard)
Lineage: Eukaryota; Metazoa; Chordata; Lepidosauria; Squamata; Lacertidae
Gene: ATG4A
Product: autophagy related 4A cysteine peptidase
Biological process (GO): aggrephagy; mitophagy; C-terminal protein lipidation
Cellular component (GO): cytoplasm
Molecular function (GO): protein-phosphatidylethanolamide deconjugating activity; cysteine-type endopeptidase activity
Source: RefSeq, a predicted model, not a curated record
GCAGCGAGAGGCUCUCGGCAACGGCAGGAGGGCGAAGGAGGGAGGAGGAGGAGGAGAGGAUGGUGGCGGCGGAGGCGCUGGUUGCUGAAGGCGAAGGAUGGAGUCCGUAGACUAUGUAGAAGAACUUCCUGAAACAGAUGAGCCUGUCUGGAUCUUAGGAAGGCAGCACCAUCUUAAAACAGAAAAAUCUAAGCUUCUUUUGGAUAUAAGUGCUCGUCUUUGGUUUACCUACAGAAGAAAAUUUUCACCAAUUGGUGGCACCGGCCCUUCCUCAGAUGCUGGCUGGGGCUGUAUGCUGCGAUGCGGACAGAUGAUGUUGGCCCAGGCUCUGAUCUGUCGACACUUGGGGAGGGAUUGGCAUUGGGAGAAACACAAAAGGCAACCUGAAGAAUAUCACAAAAUCUUACGCUGUUUCCUGGACAGAAAAGACUGCUGUUAUUCUAUCCAUCAAAUGGCACAGAUGGGUGUUGGUGAAGGGAAGUCUAUUGGGGAAUGGUUUGGACCAAAUACUGUUGCCCAAGUGCUCAAGAAACUUGCACUAUUUGAUGAAUGGAAUUCCUUAGCCGUUUAUGUGUCUAUGGACAACACAGUUGUGAUUGAAGAUAUCAAGAAGAUGUGCCGGUUUCCAUCCCAGAACUGUUCCAGUACCCACUGCAGCUCCCUGUCACACAGGAGUGUGCUCAGCCGAAACAAGAGCCCUAUGGGAAUCUGCUGUGGUUGGAAGCCGCUGCUGCUGAUUGUACCUCUUCGCUUGGGGAUAAACCACAUCAAUCCGGUUUAUGUUGAUGCUUUUAAGGAGUGUUUUAAGAUGCCACAAUCUUUGGGAGCUUUAGGAGGAAAACCAAACAAUGCCUACUACUUUAUAGGAUUCUUAGGAAAUGAGUUGAUCUACUUGGACCCUCACACCACACAGAUUUUUGUAGAUUCUGAAGAAAAUGGUGCUGUAGAUGACCAUAGCUUCCAUUGCCAGCAAGCACCACAUCGGAUGAAGAUAAUGAAUCUCGAUCCCUCUGUAGCUUUAGGAUUCUUUUGUAGAGAAGAAAAGGACUUUGAUAACUGGUGUAGCCUUGUGCAAAAGGAAAUACUUAAGCAGCAGAGUCUGCGAAUGUUUGAGUUGGUUCAAAAGCAUCCACCGCACUGGCCCCCUUUCAUACCUCCUACAAAGCCAGAAGUAACCACAACUGGAGCAGAGCUCAUUGAGUCCACUGACAAACUAUUUGAAUCGGAAGAAGAGUUUGAGAUCCUGAGCGUCUGAAGGAAGCUUCAGUUGACCUUGUGUGUGCCCAUGUGUAGCAUAUGAAUUGACUAAGACCACGGCAGCCUUUUCUCGCCCCAAAGUGCCUGCAUAUAAACAGUGAACAGAGCACAAGAAAUGACCAGUAACUGGAACUGAGGACAACAGUUUUGAAAAGAACUUCCCAGAAGUGAAAGUGGACAUACCCCUUGCCCCAGCCCCCCACCCCCCCAGUUUUUUAAGAAUGUAUCUUGCCUGAGGAAAAUGAAAUUUUGGGGGAUGAAGGCAAUGAUGAUAUUGAAGUAAAGACUUCUAUAUUGCUGGGAAUUGCCUUGAAGGCAUUGAUAUCUGGAUGGCUAUUAUUACUCAGUGUAGUAUAAUGCAAGAGUUCUGUUCACACUGAAAGCAUGAUGUAGAGGUAAAGGUGUGUGUUUACCUCUUGUUUCUUCACCUGGACUGUUUCAUAGGAAUAAAUGUUUUUAUAAGAUCAACUGCAUCAGGGAAAAAAAGACCCAAUGGUUUUGUUUAAAUACAUUUCUGCAACCACACUUCAAAAAUAAACAGACCUAAAUGUU